Mesorhabditis spiculigera is the source of this 1215-nucleotide messenger RNA. Lineage: Eukaryota; Metazoa; Nematoda; Chromadorea; Rhabditida; Rhabditidae. The record is from the annotation of a GenBank genome assembly.
AUGGCCAAGCUAUGGAUUUUCCUGGCUUUGCCCUUAAUUUCCGCUUUUCCCACAGAAUUCCCGCCGGAUCCGGAGCUGGAGUUGGACUUUCUGGGUAUCGCGAAACGCUGGGAUUAUGAGGCGGAAGAGCACUUUGUGACGACGGCAGAUGGAUAUAUUUUGACUAUCCACAGGAUCCCAAACAAACAGCACCAAAAAGGAAUUCCGAACUGCGCCCGACCUACCGUAUUCCUGCAACAUGGCAUGGAGGGCUCGUCGGCUUCUUGGAUCCUGAAUCUGCCCAGUCAGAGCGCUGGCUUCACCUUUGCCGACGCUGGCUUCGACGUGUGGCUUGGGAACUUCCGAGGCAACGUGUAUGGCAAAAAUCAUACCAAGCUUGACCCGAAGGGACACGAAUUUUGGCAGUUCUCUUGGGACCAAAUGGGUUCGCAAGAUCUGCCAGCAAUGCUCAACUACGUAAUAGAUCAAACCAAUGCUGGCCAAUUAUAUUACGUAGCUCACAGUAUGGGAACGAUGGCGGCGUUUGCCGAAUUUUCGACGAAUCAUCAGUUGGAGCAGAAGAUCCGCGAAUUCCACGCCCUCGGUCCCGUCGCUUCGGUUGCUCACAUCAAAGGUCUUUUCGCCUGGUUGGCGGAUCGGUAUCAGUUUGUCCAGGAGCUCCUGAAAGACCUUGGCUGGGACCAGUUCCUACCACCGGACUGGUUGACGAGGCUUAUUGCUGAGGACGUUUGCGAGGACGCCGACACCUACAAGGACUGCGACAAUCUGCUGUUCUUGAUUUCUGGGAACAGUAACCAGUUGAAUGAGACCCGAGUCCCCGUCUACCUAAACCACAUGCCCUCUGGUACUUCCACGAACGUCGUCAUCCAGAUGGCGCAAAACGUGAAGGCUCAGAAAUUCCAAAUGUUUGAUUACGACGACGAGAAGGAGAACCAGAAACAUUAUGGACAGCCAACCCCUCCCAAAUACGCUGUCGAGGAUAUGACGCUACCAACCAGGUUGUAUUGGGGUUUCAACGAUACACUAGCGGAUCCACUUGAUAUUCAGUCCUACCUCAUCCCCCGCCUUCAAAGCAUGCGCAGCCAGAAGGGCUAUGAUGGCUUCGCCCACAUCGACUUUGAGUGGGGAUUGAAGGCACAUGACCAGGUGUUCGGCCCGAUCAUUGAAUAUAUCAACGAGGAUUGGAAGAACUGGAAGGGGCAGGAAUUUACUUGC